AUGUAUUUACGAUUGUCAGGUAUUUCGAAUAUUUCUCAAUUAAUUUUCCCAAAUCAAGAGGUCAGAUGUGCAUUCGUGGUUUUAUUAAUGUCAGGAUAUUGGGUGACCGAGGCUAUUCCUGUACCUAUUACAUCUAUGAUGCCGGUUGUUCUCUUUCCAAUCUUUGGAAUAAUGACUACACUCGAGACCGUGUAUUGCUAUAUGAACGAUGCCAUAAUGAUUUUCAUGGGUGGCUUGAUCCUUGCGUUUGCGACGGAACAUUGCAACCUGCAUAUGAGAAUAGCUCUCAUGGUCAUGAACAUGCUUGGAUGUAGCCACACAAAACUUCUAGGUGGUCUCUGUACCGUAACCACUUUUAUAUCCAUGUGGAUCGCUAAUGCUGCUACCACGGCGAUGAUGGUGCCCAUUGUAUUUGCCGUUCUCUACGAAUUGGAAAGGCAAGGACUAGGAAAAGUAUUCCACGUUAAAAUAGAUCCAGAGGAACCCGAUGCCGAUCCUGAAUUGAAACCAACGAACGUGACGAAAGCUUAUUUUUUCGCGGCAGCAUACGCUUCAACGUUCGGGGGAACUGGAACUUUGGUCGGUACACCAACGAAUCUUGUCUUCAAAGGAAUCUUCGAAUACACAUUUCCCGAAGCAGAUCCAAUCACUUUCGGCGAUUGGACUGUCGCUUGUUUUCCUCAAAUGGCUCUCAAUUCCUUCGUUUUAUGGUUGCAUCUUCGAAUAGUUUAUCUCGGUUUUCUAAGACCAAAGAGUAAGGAUGCCGAAGCUGCGAGAAUUGGUCCGGAAGGCGAGAAAGUAGCUAAUCGAGUGAUCAAAGAAAAACUGAAACAAAUAGGUCCCAUGUCCUUCCACGAGAUCGCUGUAUCGAUACUAUUUUUAACGUGUAUAGUUCUAUGGAUAUUCAGAGCUCCUGGAUUUAUUACAGGCUGGGCAGACCUUCUAUCAGACGUGUAAGAAUUGUUUGUAAAGAAAUAUCAAAGACCGUCAGGUUAUAUCACAACAUUAUGUAUUGAAAGACAAUUAAUUAGUUUUGUUUAAAUAGGUGAGAAAAGGCCAUGGGGUCCUUCCGAAGGUUUAAUAACUUGGAACCUGAUUAAACGAAAGAUGCCGUGGAGAUUGGUUUUUCUUCUAGGUGGUGGAUUUGCCAUUUCAAAGGCUAGCAAUCAAUCCUGUCUGGCUGUGAGACUAGGUCGAUUCUUGUUACCGUUACAAACUUUACACCCUCUGCCGUUAUUGGCAGUCGUUUUGUUAUUCGUUGGUACUCUAACGGAAGUGACCUCAAACGUAGGAACUGGAAAUAUUGUUAUACCGAUAAUAGCACACAUGGAAAUCAGAUGUGCUUACGUUAUAAUAAUAAUGGCUGGAUAUUGGAUAUCAGAAGUAUUUCCCAUGGCAGUCACUGCAAUGUUACCUGUCGUUCUCUUCCCCUUUCUUGGUUUACUUAGUACAGCUGAAACAUGUACCUGUUACAUGAACGAUACUAUUAUGGUCUUCAUAGGUGGCUUGAUACUCGCUGUAGCGAUCGAACAUUCCCAAUUGCAUCUCAGAAUCGCCCUUGGUGUAAUGAAAAUGGUCGGUUGUAGUCAUGCCCGACUACUUGGUGGUCUUUGUGUAGUCACUACCUUGAUAUCCAUGUGGGUUUCGAACACAGCUGCGACGGCUAUGAUGUUACCUAUUAUCUUCGCCAUCCUCCAAGAAUUGGAAGAGGCUGGAUUUGGUAAGGUGUUCCUAACGGAGCCUAACCCAGAAAAUCCCAAUGAACAAAUAUUGAAACCCUCAAAGAUUACAGUGGGUUAUCUUUUAUGUAUCGCAUAUUCUUCCACUUUCGGUGGGACGGGAACUCUCGUUGGUACCGGAACGAAUCUUACAUUCAAAGGAAUUUAUGAGAGCACCUUCCCUUCUUCCAAUGGUAUCAAUUUCACCGACUGGAUGAUAGCUUCCUUUCCACAAAUGAUCAUCAAUUCGUUUCUCACCUGGAUCUACAUCCGAAUAGCAUAUUUGGGAUACUUAAGACCAAAAAGUAAGGAUGCUUUGGCAGCUACAAUAGGCAAAGAAGGCGAAGAAAUCGCGAACAAUGUCGUUAGAACACGAUAUACAAAUUUAGGUCCUGUGUCGUUUCACGAAAUCGGAGUUGCUACAUUAUUUUUAAUGUGUAUUUUCUUAUGGAUAUUUAGAAAACCUGGCUUUAUGCGUGGAUGGUCCGAAGUUAUAACAGAUAUAGAAAUAAAAGAUUCUACACCAGUUAUAUUUGCUUCGAUUCUUAUGUUUUUCAUACCAAAAGAUCCUGCUUUCAUUUAUUCCUGGAGCAAAGAUCCUGCCAAAAGACCGAUCAAAUCAUCGGAGGGUUUGAUAACUUGGAAAGUUAUUGAAACUAAAAUGCCAUGGAGCUUGAUAUUUUUACUGGGUGGCGGUUUUGCUAUUGCUAAAGGAAGUAUUCAUUCUUGCUUAACCCAAAAAGUCGGUCAUAUUCUUGAACCACUUCGACAUUUACCAUCUAUUAUUGUAAUGGCAUUCGUUUGUUUCUUCAUCGGCAUAAUUACAGAAUUUACGUCUAACGUGGGCAUUGCCAAUAUAACAUUACCAGUUAUUGCUCAAAUGUCUAUAGCCAUGGAACUACAUCCGAUGUACUUAAUGAUACCAGCUACGUUUAUGUGCUCAUUUUCAUUUCGACUACCAGUUGGUACUCCACCAAAUGCUCUCAUAACAGUCGCAGGUCAUAUUCCAACUAAAUGGUUAAUUCUCGGAGGAUGUAUGCCUUCUUUUUAUAGUUUAUUAGUUGUACUUAUUUUAUUUUCAACAUGGGGAGCCUACAUCUUCGAUAUCAAUCAAUUUCCUGCUUGGGCGGCAGAUAUUCGAGCAAACGAAGAUAAUAAAUGUAGUUAAUCUUUUUUAUGUAUUGGUAAUAUAUAUAAACGAAAACAUAUAUAUUAACUUUCAAUAAAAAUUAAUAAAUUUAACGCGGCAAUUUGUUU
Molecule: messenger RNA, 2975 nt
Organism: Polistes canadensis
Lineage: Eukaryota; Metazoa; Arthropoda; Insecta; Hymenoptera; Vespidae
Product: protein I'm not dead yet-like
Exons: 13
Biological process (GO): citrate transport; monoatomic anion transmembrane transport
Cellular component (GO): membrane
Molecular function (GO): succinate transmembrane transporter activity; citrate transmembrane transporter activity
Source: RefSeq, a predicted model, not a curated record